UCAACGGGCCCGACGCCACCUGUCGCCCAGCCCACAACAGGCUGCCACGUAAUGUGGUGGCGGACUGGCGGAUCGUGCGGCUUGGCGUGGUGCGUGUAGGGGUUGCUGGGAGAAGGGAUGGACGGGGCGGUUGGGGAGGGGGAGGGGCGGGUUGAUGGUGAUGGUGAAGCUGGGCUUGUUGCGGAUGGCGCGAAUCUCGUUGUUGUUGUGGCGGAACAGCUCGAGUGUGCCGUCUUGCUGGCCGGUGGGGCGGAGGAAGACGACACGGCGGCCGACGAUCAUCCACUGCGCACAGAAACGGGGCAACGCCAAGAAAUCCUGCACCCAACACACACACAUCCAGCAGCUCACCGAUUGCCUCUUCUGUGUGUCGUGCUUACCGCCUUGGUGGCGUGUGUCUGCAGGUCCGUAGCACCCACAGUGACCGGCAGCUGGCAAUAGCCGCACUGCUCGGCGACUCUGAGUGUGUCGCCCACCUCCCGCCAGCCGCCCUCGCCCCCCUCCUCUACCACCCACAUGGCCUUCAUCACAUCGCCGUGGCUCAGCUGAUCGUCGAACUGCACCACACCGCCCACCCCCGCCCGCUCGAUGGCCGCCUUCGGCAGUCGAAGGCGGCGGACGAUCGGCCGGAGGGCAUUUCUGAUGGGUCGGGCUGUCGAUUUGAGGUGGGCGACGGCGGUGAGGUCAGACAGUGCGAUGACGAUGCUCAUGGGGUCGGGAGGGAUGUCAGAGAGGUGCAGCCGUCGCGCCUGAUGACACACACAAAAAAGGACAUACACACAUAGCACAUGAGAGGUGCACACCACAUCAGUGUGGGCCUUGUGUUUGUGCCUGCCUGUGGUCACUCCCCCACUCACCUGUGUGCGGCGAUGUCUUGUGAGUGCGAUGGUCGAGUUGAUGGUCUCUGCCAACUCGGCCAGCAGGUCGGACACAGCAGCAAACUGGCGACUCACCUUGGCCACCAUCUGACGAAUGAAUCAACACGACGAGAGCAACGCCAAGCAAAGGAGACUCCACAGACACACAGAGGGCUCUGUGGUGUGUGGUGUGUUUGGCAGCCUGCCCCACCAGUGGUGCCAUCGAAGCUGCGGUGUCCAUCUGGAGAAGUUGGUCGAUGCAGCUGUUGACCUGCACACCACACACACACACACACACACACACAAGCAAGCAGCCGAUGAGCUUUGGGUGCACUGCAUGGAAUGGACGAGUCGGUAUGUGUGUUGGUCAGCUGAUACCUGAGCCUGCUUCAGCCGAUAGCCUUGUACCUGCGGCAGCAGCUGCGCCCGUAUCACUGCGCUCAUCUGCACCAAACCGAAUGACAAACCACACACAGACAGCACAAGUGAUUCACGUCAUGAUGUAGGGAUUUGCCUGGCCUCAGCUCCCUCUUCUCUCACCUGGGCGGCGGCACUGGCAGCCAUCGUGCAGCCAAGCUAUGGAUCGGAGUGCUGUUUUGUGGCUUCAACGGGCUCUGCACCCCUCUGUCGUCGCCAUGCUACAUUCUCUUAGCUCCUUUACU
Vitrella brassicaformis is the source of this 1519-nucleotide messenger RNA. NCBI's taxonomy places the organism in Eukaryota, Vitrellaceae. The record is from the annotation of a GenBank genome assembly.